Messenger RNA from Cucumis melo (muskmelon), 786 nucleotides. RefSeq names its product late embryogenesis abundant protein M17-like. The record is from RefSeq and is a predicted model, not a curated record. The transcript has 2 exons. NCBI's taxonomy places the organism in Eukaryota, Viridiplantae, Streptophyta, Magnoliopsida, Cucurbitales, Cucurbitaceae. The coding region runs from base 183 to 581 and encodes 132 amino acids.
CGUCUGAGCUUUGUAAUAAUGGCCUAGAUUCUUGCAAUCAAACUAAGGUGAUAAGUCUUCUGGAUGAUAGACCACUGUUAUAUAUAAAUACAUGACCUUGAGACGAACUUAAAUCAUACCCACAAUACCAACUCAUCAACAAAACUUGUUGUACUCAUACAGAAAAAACAUAUAGAAAAACAAUGAACUCGAAAGCUGUUGUGUUUGCGUGUCUGUUGUUGUUAGUCUCAGCUGUCGUUGCAAUUGCUGCUGAAGGAAAUCAAGAGCAACCUCAGAGUGCGAAAGGUGUAAAUGAUAAAAGAGGAGUAGAAGAGUCAAAGAUGCGCUGCUACCAUGGAUGUUGCCGUUAUUAUGGGCAUGACUGCGUAAGAUGCUGCGGAAGUCUUGCAGAAGCACAGGAUGCUGCCGCUGCUGCUAAUGCUGCGGCUGAAGAGGAGAAUGAAGUGGAAGUAACCCCACAGGGAUGGGGAGGUCAUGGCGGAUGGGGCGGUGGAGGUCGUGGCGGAUGGGGCGGUGGAGGUCGUGGCGGAUGGGGAGGUGGAGGUCGAGGGGGAUGGGGCGGAGGUGGAGGUCGGAAGUGAGUGGAGAAAGAAAAACUUGUAAUGUGUGUGUUAAGUAAUCUUAUCGAGAAAUAAGGGUCGAAGGGAAGGAAAAUAAUAAGUAAUGAAUAUGAAUGGAGUAGAAUAGAAGGGUUAGAUCCCUCGUCAAUAUUUCACUAUAUUGCAUACUACUUUUGUUAUUGUCAACCACUGUUUCUAUGUGAAAUAUAGAAUGUCUUUAUUUUAA